This is a messenger RNA of Mastomys coucha (southern multimammate mouse), 6182 nucleotides long. It is a transcript of the gene Megf9, whose product is annotated as multiple EGF like domains 9. Gene Ontology annotation, molecular function: extracellular matrix structural constituent. The coding region runs from base 155 to 1954 and encodes 599 amino acids. The record is from RefSeq and is a predicted model, not a curated record. Gene Ontology annotation, biological process: axon guidance. NCBI's taxonomy places the organism in Eukaryota, Metazoa, Chordata, Mammalia, Rodentia, Muridae. Gene Ontology annotation, cellular component: basement membrane. The transcript is spliced from 6 exons.
AGUCGCUCCCUCCGCGUUGAGGCCCGCCCGCGGGGCCGGCCGCCUGUCAGAGGGAGGUGGCGAUGGUGCUCUUGGUGGCGGCAGCGGCGGCAACGCUUUCCUUGGUCGGACGGCAGGAAAGAGAAGAUGACUGACCGAUCGACUGGAUGAAUGAAUGAAUGGCGGAGCCGAGCGCGCCAUGAGGAGCCUGCCGAGCCUGGGCGGCCUCGCCCUGUUGUGCUGCGCGGCCGCCGCAGCCGCUUCAACAGCCUCGGCAGGGAAUGUCACCGGUGGCAGCGGGGCCGAGGGGCAGGUGGUCCCGUCGCCCAGCCCGGGGCUUCGGGAUCAAGCCAGUAGCCCCUUCCCUAAGGCCGUGGCUCCCACGACGCAGGCCCCGCGGACCGUCCCCUCGCGCACCACGGUCCGCAGAACCGGGGCUGCAACCCCAUCAGCCGGCUCCCCGGAGAUCAUCCCUCUCCGCACCAGCGCACCACCCGCCGCCACCCCCAUCCAGGUUCUGGACCUCUCGCCCGCCACCCCUUCGGAGGACGGACGAACUCCUACCACCGAAUCACCACCCUCCAGACCCGCGCCCACCACCCUUGCGAGCACAGCUGGCCAGCCGCCGACCACCUCUGUAGUCACCACCGCUCAGGCUUCCAGCACUCCAGGGACCCCGACUGCCGAGUCCCCGGACAGAAGCGGUAACAGCAGCAGAGUCCCGCCCACCGCACCUGUCACCGAAGCCCCUGCUCCUCCUCCCCCAGAGCAUAUGUGUAACUGUUCUGAGGUUGGAAGUUUGGAUGUAAAGCACUGCAACCAGACCACAGGGCAGUGCGAUUGUCGUGUGGGUUAUCAGGGUCUUCACUGUGACACCUGCAAAGAGGGCUUUUACCUGAAUCACACCUUUGGUCUCUGCCUGCCAUGUCACUGUAGUCCACAUGGAGCCAUUAGCAUCCUCUGUAACAGUUCUGGGAAUUGCCAAUGCAAAGUGGGUGUCACUGGCUCCAUGUGUGAUGAAUGCCAAAACGGACAUUAUGGCUUUGGUAAGACAGGCUGCUUGCCUUGCCAUUGCAACAACCGGUCUGAUAGUUGUGAUGUUCAUACAGGUGCUUGUCUAAACUGCCAGGAAAAUAGUAAAGGGGAACACUGUGAAGAAUGCAAAGAAGGAUUUUAUCAGAGUCCUGAUGAUGCAAAGCAAUGCCGUCGCUGCCCGUGUUCAGCAGUGACUUCUACAGGCAAUUGCACCAUAGAAUCUGGAGAGUUGGAGCCUACAUGUGACCAGUGUAAAGAUGGUUACACAGGCCAGAACUGCAAUAAAUGUGAAAAUGGCUAUUACAAUUCUGACAGUAUCUGCACACGGUGCGAAUGUCAUGGCCAUGUGGACCCAGUUAAAACUCCAAAGAUUUGCAAGCCCGAGAGUGGUGAGUGCAUCAACUGCCUUCAUAACACCACUGGGUUCUGGUGCGAGAAAUGCCUAGAAGGCUAUGUUCGAGACCUUCAGAGAAACUGCAUCAAGCAAGAAGUUAUUGUUCCAACUCCUGAAGGUUCUACCAUUUUGGUUUCCAAUGCCUCUUUGACCACAUCAGUGCCCACCCCUGUUAUAAAUAGUACAUUUGCCCCCACAACCCUGCAGACUAUCUUUUCAGUAAGCUCUUCUGAAAACAGCACCUCAGCUCUUGCUGAUGUAUCAUGGACCCAGUUUAACAUCAUCAUUUUGACAGUCAUCAUCAUUGUGGUAGUGCUGCUAAUGGGAUUUGUAGGAGCUGUAUACAUGUACCGAGAGUACCAAAAUCGGAAACUCAAUGCUCCCUUUUGGACCAUCGAGCUGAAAGAAGACAAUAUCAGUUUCAGCAGCUACCAUGACAGCAUCCCCAAUGCAGACGUGUCGGGAUUGUUAGAGGAUGAUGCCAAUGAAGUGGCUCCCAAUGGGCAGUUGACCCUGACAACACCCAUUCAUAACUACAAAGCCUGAGAAGCUGAGUUGUCCUCCUGGAUUGUCAGAACACAGUGCUCACUAAAACAGCACCUGACCUCUGGCUGCACAGAGCCUGGGUAGAGUUUGCUGAGAAAGGUAUUGUGCAAAUGUUCAGGUACAAACUGUAGUGUGCUUAGUCUGUCAGUUGCUCUUAAUUCCCCAUGAAGACUUAAAGCACUCAUCACCAUUGAGGACUUGAAGUAAAGUAUAUUUUUGUAGCAAACCACAUGUGUGUAUGGAAAGGCUGAAUCCCACAGAGCAGCCUAAGUCUACCUGGCCUCUCAAAGGACUGCUUGGAAAGUGUUCACCUCACCAGGCGUGACAGAAUGUUGAUGUGAAGUUGAAAGACUGAUGGAAGACGUCAACUCCAUUUUGGAAACAUAUUUUAUAAAAGAGAGGCAGAGAUUAUGUUCAUUUUACUGUACUAAGAUAUAUAACUGAGGAAGAGAUGAUAUCUAGGAUAUACCACAGUUAAAAAAAAAUCUUGGUUAUGUGUAGACUAAAGGUAGAAAAGUCCCAAGAAGUUCUAUAGAAGGGCUUGGUUUUCCUCCCAAGAUUCUUCUUCAAAAAUGGAGUUAAAGCACAGGAUAAGCUUCCAUGGUGAGGGGCAGGCACAGCACCCAGAGAGCAGAAAGCUGAUGGACCUCCUUGGAGAGGGUCCUGUGUCUAAAGAAACAAGAUGUACAUAAUUAAUGUAGCAUUAUCUGGUCAACAUUGUACUUGUAUCUAUUUGUAAAAAAAUCAUGUCCUAUUUUAUCAUCUAGACUUUAUCUGUAUAGCAGUUAAUGAUGUUGUAAAAAGAAGAUAUGGGAAAUUGGUUAAAAUACUGUAAAAUAGGUGACAAAUAUUGCUAGAGCUGGGACUCUGGUGAGCAUCAGUCAUUUUAGUCCCUAUCUGGACACUGUUGAAAUUUAUAAGAGGUCAAAUGUUUCUAAUCUUUCCUCUUUCAACCUAGAGUCAUAUGCUCUUUGACUUACCAUAGAUUCAAGCAAUAGAUUUUGAAGUCUGCAAUUGUGAAACUGAAACACAGGCUGCAUUCUCCAGACACACCUAAUUAGCCACUCUGUUUUACAAUGCUUAGUGUAAACAUCCUCAGGAAAAGACUUCUUUCCUGAAUGUAAAAGACAGUCUUCCAAAGGAUAGAAAUUUUAAAUUAAAAAGAAAAGCCAUCACAUCACUUUGGUCCCUCAUUUUUUAUGCCCAUGAAAUAUUUGUGUGCCUCCCACAUCUGCCAAAAUAAAGGCCUCUGACAUUUGAGCAUAACCUGCUACCGAUGCAUCAUGAGGAGUGUUUGGCUUCUUCAGUGCUCUAUAGUUCAUCCAUCUUCAUAUCUGGGCAGAGGGUCACUAUGGGUGUGUAUUAGUCCUUGCUUUUUGAUGCCAUUUUUCCCUAAGGCCAAGUACUGCUGCUUUCAUUUGUUAUGCAUCCACAGGUUGUAGAUUGAGAGCCAAGAAAGGUGACUCAGACUGUGAAGUAGGGGAAAACAAAACAGAGUAGACCUAGGAAACUCAGACUCCUUUGCUUGCUUCCUCAGAAAAAUAUAGACUUUGGUCAUCCUCUGUAGGAGACCCCACCUUUUUCUCAGGGUUUAGAAAUGACUGUAUACUAGAGGAUCCAUAGGUAACCUGGGUGUGCUCUGCAUAUUUGGCUGUCUUUAUAAAGGUAGACAUUACAUCUCAUUGUACUAAAACAUUUUACAAGUGGCUGAUUGAUUGCCUAGCAUAUGAGUCUUUCGAUUUAAUCCUUAGAAUUACAAAAUAUAUUAAUAUUUUGUUGCCCUUUAUCAUUUACAAAGCACCUUUCCAUGUGUGUUCUUUGAUCCUCACCAUAGCCUCCUUAGGAAGUAGUCUUGUAUUCAUUUCAUAGAUGAAGUAACUGAGGCGCAGAGAGUCUAAGUUGUUCAGUGCUAUACGAUGCACAUCAUUAUUAUUCCUGGAAUCAGUUCUCACAUCUACUUCAUUGUCAUUUUGCUAUAUGAUAACAUAUAAAUCUACCAGCGAUGGGCCCUAGAAGGCUGAAAUGAGAAUUCCCAUUGGUGGAUGCUUCUAAUAGAGCCCAUGUGUGCUCUCAAGAGUACCCCCACCACACUGUGUGUGUAGGUAGGAGGAGGAGGUAGUAACUCACAGGUACAAUUCAGAACCACCUAACUACUAAGGACUUUGUUGAAAGGACACAAGUAGAUUUCUACCUAAAGACAGGAUUAAUGAUGAGAAGGCAAAGCUGCCAGUUCAUUAAAAUGAGUGAAUUCCUGAGGGGAGCAGAGAGACUUUUCCUAGCAGUUGCAGCACAGGUGUGUAUAGACUGUGCAUCACAUAGUUCCAAAGCCCUGAGCACAGUGGCUGCCUCCUUGAUACCCCAACUCCUGCCAAAAAUAGUGGUAAGGAGAUAAAAACCUAAUGUUUGUCAAACAGAUGUUCACCCAAUAAGUAAAUGUUUCUAUUAGUCUAAGAGCCAAAGUAAAUAAUCAAGAUUCCAUGAUACAGAUCUUAAAGGGUAACACAGAAACUAAACCACAAAUUUAUCAAGUACCUGUUAAUUGCCCCUAAAUCUUAUUUUAACAAUGAAGAAAAAGUAUAGCCUUAAAAUGUUUUAAAUAGCAUCAUUUAGUGACCCCAUUGCUCUGCUUAUAUGAAUUAUUUUGCUGUAAAGAUCAACCAUGAGGUGAUCUCCCCUUGAAAGUAGAGUAGGAAACCAGAAUAAAACAUACUGCAGGGUUUUCAUUCCUCUGGAGACAUCACCACCCAGUGCCACAAGUCCUCUGCAAAGCCUAAUGCUAGAACAAUUUUUGUCUAAGAAUAGAGAAAAUGUUGAUUUUAAAAUAUACUACUUACAUGAACCUUAAUAAGAAAUGAAUGUCAGUGCUAUGAAGGAAUUGAUGCUUGCACCUUCAUUAGUUCCCCUCAUUAAGCCCUGUGCAUUUCUGAUAGGUGGAUUUUGUAGUCAGUGUCAACCGUGUCCUUGACCUCCCUUAUCACCACCAUCCCCUACAUUGCCUCCAAGGACUCUCUUAUUUACAGUCUCUCCAACUAUAGAGAAGCAAAUGAUAAUAAAAAUCUCUUAUUUACAUGAACAUGGUAUGGACCCAAUCCAUUAUUUUUCCCAGAAAUACUUAGAUUUUUAAGGGAGGGCAACAGGGCAGACAUGGGCUGGGAGGAUAGGUCUUUAUUGUUGUUUCGAAUUGGUUUUUAGUUGUUGUUCUUGUUUCAUUUUGUUUUUUAACAAGACUAUCUAAAUCCCAAAUGAUAUCACUUUUCCCUAGUCCCAAUAUUUCCAGAAUCAUUAAUCAUCAAAGCAAUACUCACUGAUCUGCUAGUUAAUUUGGAUUAUCUGAGCAUCAAGAUGUUGUGUUUUAGAAUAAGAGAGCCAGUUAGAGCUUUACUAUUCAACAUUCACCCUGUUCCUCUGCUCUUUUUAUGUUUAUAAACAUAAAAUUAAUUCUGAUAAUUCUCUCUGGCUUCUUAUAGUUUGAAGUAGUGUGUGGGUAGGAGUUGGGUUUCUGCAUCAUUCAAGGAAAGCUCUCUGACAAUAUAUUCAAUAUUCAGAAUAAGUUAAAAGAAUUCAGUGCAAUCAUUAGGGCAACAAGUUGUAACUUCAUCCAUACGCAAACAAACAAACAAAUAAAUACAUUUAGUCUGUUGGUACUUUUGACAGCAAAUGGUUUAGAAGUUGAAAGGGAUUUGGUGUCUGUGUUCUAGAGCUGGAGGAGGUGAUGGAAAGUUAAUUUGUCAUUUGCUUUUAAUCUGAGCAAAUGGCUAAGCAGGAAGAACAUGGUGAUUAAUCUGAAGAAGUCAAAUAAUAUCAAAUGGCUAAAGAUUGUGGAUCAUUAAAACAUUAGUGGUUUGAAUGACACUUUUUCAAAGACAUUGAGGAUCUUCUUUGUUACUUAUGCGAACACAGAGACUUCAGCAGCCCUGGAGUGAGCCCAGAGCUUCAGAUUCAAGCUUGCCCAAAGCUAAAUGACUUCUAGUCCACUUUUAAUGCUAGGCACAAGCAUUCUCUACUCUUAAAUGCUAGCCCAGUCAAUUAGGGUGUGUUUCUAAAAAUUAAACUUGUAUUUAUGUCACUAAAAUCCUAACCCAAAAUUUAAAAACAUGUCUCAUAUGUGUGCUGUACUAGGCUUCAUGAUGCAUUUCUAAAUUUGUGUAUGAUUUGAAUAUAUGAAAGAAUUUAUACAAGAGUGUUAUUUAAAAUUAUUAAUAAAUGUAUAUAAUUUGUACCAACUGUA